AAGGACCUCCUACCGUAUAGAAACAGUCCAAAUUGACUAAGUGAGCUGGAUGAUCGAUCAUCAUUCUGUCAUCAUGGCUCUUACUGCUGGUUGUUUUCGGAAAGGACUCCUGCUGCUCUCUUUUCUCUUCAUUUCUAUAAAUGGACAAACAGAGCCAUCUUUCAUGGUGACAUUUCCUGCAUUGAUCCAGUCAGGAUCUGAAGCUAAACUGUGUGCAAGUCUCCUGAAGCCCAAUGAAAGUCUUGUAAUGACCGUUCAUCUAGUGAAUGAUGACCAGGUCACAUUAUUACUGCAGGAGAAAACAGAUGAAGAGUUUCAUCGCUGCUUCAACUUCAAGGCUCCAUUAGUGGAAGGAGAUUCAGUGCAGAAAAUAAAGGCUGAAAUUAAAGGGGAGUCUUUCAAGAUGACUGAAGAGAGAAAAGUUAUGUUUAGACAUUACAAUCCUUUGACCUUUAUCCAGACUGAUAAACCCAUCUAUAAUCUAGGACAAACCGUACAUUUCAGAGUUGUUACCAUGGAUACAUAUUUUGUACCCCUUGAACAACAGUACAGUACAGUUGUGCUUGAGGACAGUCAAAAUAACAGAAUCGGUCAAUGGACCAAUAUUUCCUCAACACGAUGGAUAUUGCAGCGUUCUUAUGACUUAAACCCUGAAGCUCGUGAGGGAACGUACACACUGAAGGCUUACAUUGAUGAAAGACUGAUAACAUCUUAUUUUCAGGUGAAAAAAUAUGUUUUGCCGAAGUUUGAAGUUACUAUAAAAGCACCAGAUAGUGUGAGUGUGGCGGAUGAGGAAAUGACUAUUGAAGUAUGUGGAAAAUACACUUAUGGGCAGCCUGUCUCUGGAAAAUCGUGGAUAAAAGUGUGCAGUCCAUCACAUUACUACUUCAGAUUAAAUAUAAUCUGUUUCACUGAAACCGCUGAGAUAAAGGAGACGGGCUGUGCCGUUCAUUAUUUUAAUGCAUCGGCCUUCAGCAACAUUACAAUAAACAAUCAAUUUUACAAUUAUCUUAAUGUUGAGGUGAAAGUAACAGAAGAAGGAACAGAGACCACCAUGACAAAUUCAGAAUCUGUACUCCUUAAUUAUGAAAUUGGACAAUUGGCAAUUACAGACCUACCCACGACAUAUAAACACGGAUCAGUCAUAAAAGGAAAAAUCAAGGUUACAGAUUUCAAAGGAACACCAAUUCCAAACAAAGACGUUUAUCUCUUUAAGGGGGGGCACUGGCCCCCAAAUCUGCUCUUUAGUCUCACUACAGAUGACAAUGGACUGGCAGCAUUCUCACUUAAUACAUCUAGUCUGCCUGAAAGUGAUCUUAAUCUGAAGGCAAGUGUAUAUCCAGGAUAUCUUGUAAAUAGCUAUACCAAGCCUCACUUCCCUACAGUUCAAAAAGAAGUUUCAAUUUUCCAGCCCGCCGCCCCAAAACCCCAAUAUAUCCCAUAUACCCCAUCAUUUAGUGAAUUGACUAUAGACAAUCUUCCGGAACCCUUAAAGUGUGAUGCUGAGUUUACAGUAACCAUUAAUUAUCAUUUCAUUGGAGAAGCCAUUGAUAAGUUCAACACUGACAUUGUCUAUAUGGUCUUGUCCAGAGGUGUGAUAGUUCAUCAUGGAUAUGAGAAGGUUGAAGUGAAGACUUCUAAUGGAGCAGCGAAUGGCACAGUGUCAUUCAAACUGUCUGUUAAAGCAGAUCUAACUCCAGUAGUGCAGAUACUUGCAUACUGUGUUCUGCCCAGCGACAAUGUAGUUGCUGCGAGUGAAAACUUCAACACUGAAAAGUGUUUCAAUAACAAGGUGUCUCUUCAGUUUUCUCCUGCUACAGCAGUUCCAGGUGAAGCAAACACAAUACAGCUGUCAGCUCAGCCUGGUUCAUUGUGUGCUCUCAGUGCUGUAGAUAAAAGUGUUCACAUCUUGGAACCAGGAAAACGUCUGGAUGCUGAUAAGAUUUUAAACCUUUUGCCAGUGCGUUCAGUGUCAGAAUAUCCAUACCAGACUGAAGAUGAGCAACCAUGUUUCCAUUUCAGACCCCGUCAAGAUGUAGGAAUGGCCUAUGAAUCCUUAAAGAAAGUGGGAUUAAAAAUGGCAACAAAUUUGGCUGUACAUCCGUGUUACAAUCGAAGAAUAGUGUUAAACUCUCUUCCGCCUGGACAAGGUCCUCAUGUAACAGUACGGAGCGUCUUUCCAGAAACAUGGAUUUGGCAACUUUCUGAAGUUGGGGACUCUGGAUCAACACAGUUUCCUGUCAAGGUUCCUGACACCAUCACCACCUGGGAGACGGAUGCUUUCUGUCUGUCCUCCAAAGGUUUGGGUUUGGCUCCUCCUGCUCAGCUGACAGUUUUCCAGCCCUUCUUCCUGGAGCUUUCUCUGCCUUACUCCAUCAUCCGUGGGGAGAUCUUUGAACUGAAGGCCACCGUCUUCAACUAUCUGUCCAAAUGUAUCAUGGUUAAAGUAACUCCAGCUCCAUCUUCAGACUUCACUCUUAAAGCCUCCUCUGAUGAUGACCAGUAUUCAUCCUGUCUGUGUGCUAAUGGAAGAAAAACCUUUAAAUGGAUUCUCACUCCUUCUGUUCUUGGAGUGUUGAAUAUAACAGUGAGUGCAGAGGCAGAGCAGUCACAGACUGUGUGUGACAAUGAGAUUGUGAGCGUGCCAGAGAGAGGACGCAUUGACAUAGUUACUCGAAGUCUCCUUGUACAGGCUGAAGGGACUGAAAAGACAGAGACUCACAGCUGGUUACUGUGUCCAAAGGGUAACAGUCUUUCAGAAGAGCUGGAUCUGACGCUUCCUAAAGAUGUGAUAGAGGGAUCAGCAAGAUCUUCAGUUUCAGUCAUUGGAGACAUAUUGGGUCGUGCACUGCAGAAUCUUCAUGGAUUAUUACGAAUGCCGUACGGCUGUGGAGAACAAAACAUUGCUAUUCUGUCUCCCAAUAUUUACAUUUUACAGUAUCUGGAAAACACAAAGCAACUCACUUCGGCCAUCAGAGAGAGAGCCACAGGCUUCCUGAAGAGUGGAUAUCAGAGACAGCUGAACUACAAACAUAGAAGUGGUGGAUACAGUACAUUCGGCCGUGGUGAAGAGAAUACAUGGUUGACAUCUUUUGUCCUGAGGUCUUUUGGCAAAGCACAGAAGUACAUAUUCAUUGAUCCAAAUGUUAUUCAAAGUGCAAAGGAUUGGUUAAUAAGUAGGCGCAGUACAGAUGGUUGUUUUAUUCAACAAGGAAGUUUGUUCCACAACAGAAUGAAGGGUGGAGUAAAUGAUAAUAUAACCAUGACUGCUUACAUCACUGCAUCAUUACUUGAACUGGAAACUCCAGUCACAGAUCCUGUGGUCGCUCAAGGUUUGUCCUGUUUGAGGUCCAUCAUUGGGAAUCUUAAAAACACUUACAGCACUGCGCUGCUUGCCUACACUUUCAGUCUGGCGAAUGACACGGACACCAGACAGCAGCUUUUAAAGGAACUGGAAAAUCUUGCCAUUUCAGAAGGGUCUCAGCUUCACUGGUCUCAGUCAGGAUCUGUUGAUGAUUCUGGUUCUCUGUCAGUGGAGAUCAGCUCAUAUGUUCUGCUAGCUGUUCUCACAUCAGAUUCAGUCACUACAGUUGAGUUGGGUUAUGCUAACAGGAUCGUCAGCUGGCUUGUCAAGCAGCAGAACGCCUAUGGAGGAUUCUCAUCUACACAGGACACAGUUGUGGCUCUUCAGGCUUUGUCUUUGUACGCCACUAAAGUUUUCAGCUCUGAUGGUUUCAGUACAGUGACGGUUCAGUCAGCAGGAGACUCUCAUAACUUUGAUGUGAAUCAGGACAACAAGUUACUGUAUCAGGAGAAGAAACUGACCAAUGUUCCUGGCAAAUACAGUAUUGAAGUGAAAGGCUCGAGCUGUGUGUCUGUGCAGAUGGCUCUGUUUUACAACAUUCCCACUCCCACUGAAGAUAAAACAUUGACCGUUGAAGCUACGCUUGAGGCUGAUUGCAAGAAAUCAUUUGCACAACCAAAAAAUUUGAACUUUACAGUCAAAUAUAAUGGUCCACAGGAAACUACUAACAUGGUCAUUGUGGAUAUUAAGCUCUUAUCAGGAUUCACAGCUGACACAUCAUUGACGUUUGCACCACUUGUGGAGCGGGUGGAUACUAAAGACGAUCAUGUCCUUGUAUAUUUGAAAGAGGUUCCAAAAAAUCUCCCUAUGAAUUAUGAGAUACAAUUAAAACAGAUUCUUCCAGUCAAGAACCUCAAGCCAGCUGUGAUCAAAGUCUAUGAUUACUACCAAACAAGUGAUCAGUCAGAGACCGAGUACUCCUUCCCAUGUGAAUAAUGCAGCUCAUUGCCCCUUGGAUGAAGUUCAAGUUGAAUCUAAAAUGUUAUUUUAUGUGUCCAGUUUGUUUGUUCUUUAUUCUAAGAAAAAAAAUAAAGUGUUACUACAUGAAAGUAUA
This is a messenger RNA of Misgurnus anguillicaudatus (oriental weatherfish), 4418 nucleotides long. RefSeq names its product alpha-2-macroglobulin-like. The record is from RefSeq and is a predicted model, not a curated record. Gene Ontology annotation, cellular component: extracellular region. Lineage: Eukaryota; Metazoa; Chordata; Actinopteri; Cypriniformes; Cobitidae. Gene Ontology annotation, molecular function: endopeptidase inhibitor activity.